Molecule: messenger RNA, 373 nt
Organism: Eleginops maclovinus (Patagonian blennie)
Lineage: Eukaryota; Metazoa; Chordata; Actinopteri; Perciformes; Eleginopidae
Product: progonadoliberin-1-like
Exons: 4
Coding region: 55-339 (94 amino acids)
Biological process (GO): multicellular organism development
Cellular component (GO): extracellular region
Molecular function (GO): hormone activity
Source: RefSeq, a predicted model, not a curated record
CCUGCAGCAGGAUUCACAAAGGACAGCAGACGAGGCAAAUCAAAGAACCGAAGAAUGGCUCCAAAGACAUUGGUACUGUGUCUGCUGCUCGUGGCUGCAGCGUUGCCUCUGGGCGGCUGUCAGCACUGGUCGUAUGGCCUGAGCCCCGGAGGGAAGAGGGACCUGGACAGCCUCUCAGACACGCAGGACAAUCUGGUGGAGGCGUUCCCACAGGUGGACACACACUGCAGUGUUUUGGUUUGUGCAGAGGUAUCACCCUUUGCCAAAAUGUACAGAACCAAAGGAUUUCUUGGCAGUGUCACUGACAGGGACAAUGGACACAGAACAUACAACAAAUAAUGACUUUUGAUUCCACAAUAAAAUAUCAUAUCAG